AUGGAGGGAACCGCAAAUUUGGUGGUGUAUCACAACGGUGAGAUAAUACAUAAUACUCAUGAGGGAGUGAGGUUUGUGUCCCAGAAUCCGUUUUCGUUUGUGGUUCCAUGCACGAUGACGUUAAUGGAGCUGCAGAACGGCCUCUGUCAAAGCAUGAAAAACGGUACAUUAAUGAGAGUGAGCAGAAUUCUGUAUCGAAAUCCGAUUGUAGUUUUUGGUGGUAUAAUACAGUUUGAUGUCCUGCCGAUUACUGAUGAAGCGAGUAUGGAGAAUAUGUUUCAAAUUCAUCGGCAGACUCAGAUGCGACACCCACAGAUUGAGUUGUACGUUGAGUUUGAAACUGUGGAGGUUCAAAACGAUAUAGACAUACAUGACGAUAGAGCUGCAGUGGACGAAGGAAUGAAUAGUGACAGCGAAGAGGACUUCGAAGCCACUUAUGAGGCCGGCGACGAAGAUGAGGAUGGUGACGUGGGAGUUGAGGUAGCAGCAGAGAAUGUAGUGGUUCAUCCGUCUAGCAGUCAACCGAUGGACGUUCUACCUUUUAUGCGUGAGUUGGAUCUCGAGGCCAUGCAUGCCCCCGAGUUUCCGGAAUAUGCAAACAUAGGCAUUGCUGAUCCUGAGGACGGAGAGUUCCGGAUUGGAAUGGAAUACAGUAGUAGAAAGUCGGUCGUCGCAGCAAUUAGAAAUUUCACUGUAUCUAAAGAAGUUGACUAUGAGGUCUAUGAGUCUGAGCCACAGACGUUCUAUGCAAAAUGCAAGAUGUACGGGCAUGGAUGUGACUGGCUUAUCCGAGCUAGCUUGAUACGGAAAAAAGGUUGUUGGGAGAUACGAAGAUACAAUGGUAGGCACACGUGCAUGAUCGGAACGAUUUCACAAGAUCAUUCCAAGCUGGACUUAGAUACAGUUGCUGAUGCUAUAAGGCCAUUGGUCGAGACGGACCCGUCCAUCAAGGUAAAAUCUAUAAUUGCGGAAGUCCAGUCAAGGUUCAACUAUACCAUUAGUUACCGAAAGGCUUGGUUGGCAAAGCAGAAGUCCAUAGCCAAUGUUUUCGGUGGUUGGGAGGAUUCUUACCAAGCCUUGCCAUGGUGGCUUUCAGUCAUGGUGCAGAAGAUGCCUGGUUCAGUUGUCCAAAUAGAAACACGACCACUGUACAACGGGAAUGAGGAGGCGCAAGGUGUAAAAAUACUUCAUCGUGUAUUUUGGAGUUUCAAUCCAUGCAUUAGGGCAUUCAGGCAUUGCAAGCCCCUGGUUCAGGUUGACGGCACAAACCUAUACGGAAAAUACAAAGGUACACUUCUAGUUGUUGUUGCACAAGAUGGGAACCAGAACAUUGUGCCUAUCGCCUUUGCCUUGGUGGAAGGGGAGACAGCUGAUGCGUGA
This is a messenger RNA of Arachis stenosperma, 1380 nucleotides long. RefSeq lists its product as uncharacterized. The coding region runs from base 1 to 1380 and encodes 459 amino acids. Lineage: Eukaryota; Viridiplantae; Streptophyta; Magnoliopsida; Fabales; Fabaceae. The record is from RefSeq and is a predicted model, not a curated record. The transcript has 2 exons.